AUAAUCAAAUCAAUCUUCAUAGCUGACAUGAAAACGAAGGGAGUAUGAACUAUGAAGGCCGUAAUUUCUGCUGUGUUAAAAGAAAAGAAAAGGUUGCCUGUGAUUCGACUCAUCCAUUCGGCUGAUCGUGAAAAAGGAUAAGUUGUGAUCAUGGGCUUGAAAAUCUUGACUUUGUUAAGAAUCGUAGCGUUGUGAAUGUCCCAGGUACUAGGAAAGCCCAGCAGCGACAGUAUAGAUUUUUGAACGGCAAUGUCAUCACUUUUAACUUGCAGUCACGAUAUAUCUGUCGUCUACUAUGCAUCACAAGUUCCCACUUCCCAACAGUGAUCAUCUCUAAGACUGAAACACGCUGCCGGCGAGUGAGAGCGGAUGAAAAUAUUCUUUCUAUUGGCCGCCUUGCUUAAUUAGCCAGCCAGCAGUAAGUCGUGACUUACUUUAACUGACUGGCAGAAAUGGAGACAGCCUUCUACAGCUUCAAAAACCAUCUUCUCCUUCUCCUCCUCUUCUCAGUGUUUCUACUAAUCCUUACAAUCCAUCCAUUAGAAGCAGAAUCAGAAGAUGCAGCUAUCAUAUCAAGGUUCCAACAAUACCUUCAGAUCAACACUGCACAGCCCUCUCCUCAAUACCAACAAUCAGCUGACUUCCUUAUCUCCCAAGCCAAAUCCAUCGGCCUCGAGUUCCAAUCCAUCGAAUUUGCCCAGGACAAGCCUCUCGUCCUCCUCAAAUGGCCUGGUUCUGACCAAUCUCUCCCUUCAAUCCUUCUCAACUCACACACAGAUGUCGUCCCAGUAGAACAGCACAAGUGGGCCCACCAUCCUUUUGGAGCCCAUGUUGAUUCUGAUGGUAAUAUCUUCGCUAGAGGGUCUCAGGAUAUGAAGUGCGUUGGCAUGCAGUAUUUGGAAGCUAUUAGACGCUUGAAGUCUUCUGGAUUUCACCCCCUUCGUUCUGUUUACUUGUCUUUUGUCCCCGAUGAAGAAAUCGGUAGCCGUGAUGGUGCUAAGAAGUUCGCUGAGUCUGAUAUCUUUAACAGCAUGAACGUUGGGAUAGCCCUUGAUGAAGGGUUGGCAUCACCGAGUGAGAAUUACAGGACGUUUUAUGCGGAGAGGAAUCCGUGGUGGUUGGUGAUUAAGGCUACUGGGCCACCAGGACAUGGAGCUAAGUUAUAUGAUAAUAGUGCUAUGGAGAAUCUUUUGAAAAGUGUUGAGAGUAUAAGGAGGUUUAGAGCUUCUCAGUUUGAUUUGGUGAAGGCUGGUUUAAAAUCUGAAGGAGAGGUCUUUUCUGUCAACAUGGUCUUCCUCAAGGCUGGCACUCCUUCUCCUACUGGAUUUGUCAUGAAUUUGCAGCCAUCUGAAGCAGAAGCAGGUUUUGAUAUUCGAGUCCCACCAACUGCGGAUCCUGAAUCUCUGGAGAGACAAUUUGCUGAAGAGUGGGCACCUGUUUCACGCAAUAUGACAUUCCAGCUUGGGCAGUUUAAGGAGAAAGCUUCUAUACACGAUAAGUUUGGGAGGCCAAUGCUCACGAAGACUGACAGUUCUAACCCCUGGUGGAGCCUGCUUGAGGAAGCAGUCAGAAAAGCUAAUGGAAGACUCAGUAAGCCAGAGAUCUUUCCUGCAUCAACUGAUGCUCGCUACUUUCGGGAAUGAGGCCUGCCUGCAAUUGGCUUCUCUCCUAUGGCAAACACACCUGUACUUCUGCAUGAUCAUAAUGAGUUCCUGAACCAAGACGAGUACCUGAAAGGCAUCAAUAUCUAUGAGUCAAUAAUUAAAGCUUAUGCAUCUUAUGUUGAGGACAAAAGCACUGGAAGCUCCAGAGAUGAGUUGUGAGGAAGCAGCAUCACCACUCAUACCCCAUCCUUGAGACCAUAUAUGUUUUAUGAGUUUCUGGCGGUGAAACACAACAAUAUUUGAGAUUUGCAAAAGUGAUGCAUGUGUCAAUAAAUAGGUGGAUUGAUUAUGACUAUAAUAAGGCAAGAAUAGCGCUAUGCAUUAUCAGUUUUGAACCUGCUUAAAUGUUCAUAAUCUUGAAAAACGUACAUAAUUUCUUAGUAAUCAAUCAUGUAUCUUGAUCAAAGUAGUUGAAUGGCAGGUGGUUGAAAAGCGUUUUCCAGGAUUUAUAUCCAAGUUAUAUACCAGCACGUUAGAUGUCUAGGAUCAUCAAAGUGAUCGCACUCUUAUUUCAA
This is a messenger RNA of Populus euphratica (Euphrates poplar), 2179 nucleotides long. RefSeq names its product Peptidase M20/M25/M40 family protein (gene AQI). Gene Ontology annotation, cellular component: cytoplasm. Gene Ontology annotation, biological process: amino acid metabolic process. The transcript has 6 exons. Gene Ontology annotation, molecular function: aminoacylase activity. The record is from RefSeq and is a predicted model, not a curated record. Lineage: Eukaryota; Viridiplantae; Streptophyta; Magnoliopsida; Malpighiales; Salicaceae.